UACGGGUACAGCACGCGUGUGGCCCACUCGGCCGUAGUGGCCCGCCUGUACGGGAAUUACGUUAUUUGAAAUGGCUCAGUCCCAGACCAUGACACGCUCCGGAGCAUACAUGACUCGAGAGCCAGCGGUGGGACGGGCGCACGGUCCCUCCUUGGGAAGAGAUACAUAAAGCAAUUGCCUCGGAUAAUAACCUUCCUAAAUUAUACAACAGCAACCGCCCAAAAUGCCCACAGCAACCCUCCACCUUCUUGCUCUCGAAGCUGAUGCGCCCACUUUCCUCCAAGCCCUCCAGUCUACCCGCAAGGUCAUCGUUGCAUCGCGACCCCGACAUAUCGUCAUCCACCCGGUUCUUAUUGACAAGGAUGCCCUGCCAACUCCAUGGGACCUCCUUGUGCUUAUUCAAAGUGAAGAGUCUAAUCCAUUGCCCAUACCAGAGUUCCUACAAUCCCAAGUGAAAUCCGAAUACCGCAUCCUAGUUGGAAUCCCUUCUAAGCUGCUGACAAGCUACCCAUCCCGCUCCGAAUCACUGAAGCGUGCCGCCCUCUCCAUCCCGCUAACCGGGUCCAUAAACCACGUCCAGGAUAGGGCCAGCUCUCAAGGCCUCGAGGUCACACCAGAGCUCCUCGCCUUUAUGCAUAAACUCUCGGCCGAGCAUCCAGGUCCCGUAACCAUGCUCAACUUAUUGCACUUCAACUCUCCUGGCGGAAAGGAUGGUUAUUAUAAGUACGGGCAGGCGUUUGGGCCCAUUGCUGAUAGACGGGGCGGCAAUGCAAAGUUGGUAGGGACAGUGAUUCGACCUGACGUCGAUGGAGAAACGGAUGUCAAGAGGAAAGAAGAGGUGGGGUGGGAUGAAAUUUCCAUCGUACACUAUCCUUCUAUCCGGCAUUUUUGUGAUAUGCUUGCCGGAGAGGACUAUCAAACAAUCAAUGAGAAGUUUCGGUUGGGAGCUCUGAAAGAUACGUUUUUACUUUGCACGACUGAGUUUGAUGUAGAGACAACAUUACCUGCAAGAGGGUCCUCGAAGAUAUAGAUAUCCGUGAUUCCGUGAUUCCGCGAUGAAGUAGGCUGAGACUUGUAUCUAGAGUUCCGGGUCCCUUUGUUGCUGCUGCUCUAGCUCCUUGACCAGGAUAUUAGUUUCUAGCAAGACCUGAUUAUUGGAAGCUAGACUGGCUUAUGGGCCAUGGCUAGGUUAGGUUAGGUUACGCUAUCCUAAUGGUCUUCUAAAGCUAAUGUAAGGUGAAAGGGCCCAACCACUAGAGUUAAUACGCUCAAUAGAAGUAACCCGUUCCCGGCUUCCUGGCUACAGUAGAGAAGGCUGCCCAGAUAGCUCAGCUCGGGUAACUACCAUAGCAGUAGAUAUUAGGCCCAUUAAAAUGCCAGCUUUAUGAAG
Molecule: messenger RNA, 1390 nt
Organism: Aspergillus pseudotamarii
Lineage: Eukaryota; Fungi; Ascomycota; Eurotiomycetes; Eurotiales; Aspergillaceae
Exons: 2
Coding region: 224-1030 (268 amino acids)
Source: RefSeq, a predicted model, not a curated record